AUGGACGUCGUGAAGGCCCAGCAGAUCUCCGCUACCCCGGUGGAGAGAGUCGUCGUGCACCCCCUCGUCCUCCUCAGCAUCGUCGAUCAUUAUAAUCGCGUCGCCCGGGACACUCGCAAGCGCGUCGUCGGCGUGCUCCUCGGCAGCUCCUCCAGGGGAACCGUCGACGUCACCAACAGCUACGCGGGUGCGUAUCCUCCUGACUCUCUUUGCCCACGGUUCGGACAGGAAAGAGAUUUUCAGAUCGAAUGGGCGGCACAGCCUCACAUCCUGCACGAUCGUGAUUAGGGUUUAGUCUGACGGAGUCCUCCAUACAAAUCAAACCCCCUUCGGUACGGUCGACGGAUCAGUUUUUGUAGGUCUCCUUUCCCCCCUCGACCCCGGGGACUUGUUUCCGUUCAGCUUUGGGGCACAUCGCAAGAAUAUUGGGCGUCUGAUUUAUAGAUUUGGACACUUGUACUGGGAUGUUCAGAAUUGUUCGAGGCUAGUUUUUGGGAGCCAAUUGGAAUUGAAAGUGGAUGAUUAUUGGUCGUGAUUACCUGGCCGUAGGAGAUCACAGGUUGAUGGGUAUUAGGGUUCAGUUGUCCGGGAUUUGGGUCUUCCCAAGCUCCUACUCUAGAUAAUGAGAAGUUGACCCACCCUUCUUCUGCUAUCCUUUGGAUGUUCUCGUCUUUUCAUGUAAAUCAGGAGGCCUUGCCUGUUCUGAACCUUGCCUUUGCAUGUACAGUAUUUCGCGAAUUGGGAAGUUACCCCCAAAUAUCCUUUCGAACCAUUUUUCCGCCGGUGGUAGCAUUUUUUUUUGUUGGGUACUAUUCGCUUGAGCUUCUUGUUGACCGUUAUUUCCCAUUAAAAGUUUGUCAAAGAUGAGAGAAAGAGGAAAAUUUUCCGUUCAUUGAAUUUAUUAUUUACGUGCAGAUCAGAAGUCACAGAAAUGCGCAAAUGCUUGUAAUAUACAAGAGUGUGAAUCAUGAGCUCUACAAAAAACAUCUAUACAGCGAUGUGUCUCACUAAAGGUUCGGCAUAUGAAAAAUCUAAAAACCCAAUGAUACCAAACUAACUGGCCCCACCUUCCUUGCUCCACACCGUUCUUAUCUGAUCUUUCACCCUGUCGUAAACCAACUUAAAAAGCCUUUAUGCAUUUGGUACUUUCCCUGUUGAAAUUGUCUCUUUCUCAUUGUCUAAAUAGCCCAGAGAGUUAAACUACUCAAUCCCGUGAUCGACAUUCUUUUUAUAAUGUAUAUUCCACCUGUGCCGAAACUGAUUUAGGCAACUGAGGUACUCCUUUGUAUACUUACUUUAAUAAACAACGAUUUCCGAAUCUUCUUGGAGAAGAAGCAUCAGGUUUCCCAAAGUUUAUUCUUCCUCCUCACACAUACUACAAAUGCUGUGAAUAAUGUAUUACAACAAGUUUGUUUUGUACAUAAAUACUCCAUGCGGAGAUAAUUACUCUAAAGGAGAAAGGGGUUUCAAAAUCCCAUUUACUAUUUGGUAUCUAAUCCCUUGAUUUGAGAUAGUGCUAUGAGUUGGCUUGACUGAAAGGCUCCCUCCAUGUCAUUGUCUCCUAUGCCAGAUUUUUAUAUCAGCUCUUCUUAUUUAUUCCUUUACAGGUAGAGGAACAAGAUCUUCUUGUAGUUGAAUCUGUUCCUUGGGUGAACAAGAUCUUUUAGUCGUUGAUUCUCUUCCUUGAGGAUUAUCUUAAACCUUGAAAACCACAUUCCUCGCUGUUGUAUUUUCAGAAGGUUGUGCAGUGGUAAUGUUGGGAUCUUUGCUUGUCUUCAAGAGAUUUGCAAUAUCAGAUGCCUCACACUAAUCAACCUAGAAUUUUUUUUGCUCAUUCUUUAGAUGUUCUCUGGACGAUUCUGAGGUGGUGGAGUAUGAAUUAUUCUUUUUUCUCAUUCUCAAUGGGAACACUCGCUCGAUUUUUCUGUACUCUAUUCUAAUGAGACUUUAAGUUUGGUUAAGAAUCUUUAACUUCCUCAAGUAAAGAAGAUACAUUUUUUUUUUCUGAUGACGAACGUCUUUCUGCCUAAACUGCAGUGCCUUUUGAGGAAGAUGACAAGGAUCCUAGCAUUUGGUUUCUUGAUCAUAAUUAUCAUGAGUCAAUGUUUUCAAUGUUCAAAAGGAUAAACGGUGCUCUUCUAUUCCCCUUCCUUUUGUAUUUCUUGCCAGUAUGCAUGAUUAUCACACAACUUUUUGUAUUUCUAAAUGCUGAGUUUGAAUUUUCCAUGAUUUUCAGCCAAGGAGCAUGUUGUUGGUUGGUACAGUACUGGUCCAAAGUUGCGAGAGAAUGAUCUGGAUGUUCAUGCUUUGUUUCAUGAGUAAGUUCUUUAAAGGAUUUCAAAAUUUUUGAUGUUCGUUAAUAUAAAAUAGACAAUGAAAUGCUCGAUAUUCAUGCAUGAAAUGUCCUUUGAAGAAGAUGUGAGUGAUCCUGCAUAUUCCCUGUAAAAAGUGACGUUUAAACUGUAUUUGGAGAUUACCUCCCCUUGCUUCCAUCUUACCUUUUCGUUUUCCUUUCCCAAAAUUGGAUGGUGCUGACAUUAAGUCAGAAAAGGGUAGAGAUAUAGUUAGGAUUUAUUUACAAAUAAUUCCACUGUUAGAUAGCCUUAUAUACCAACCAGAAAGCAGGUCGAUAUGCUUUGAGAGUUACAACUGUUCGCAUGGUACACAUCUUAGUUGGAAUAAUCUAGAGUUCAACAUUUGUUGUAGUCUGUCAUCAGCCGCAGAAAAGUAUAACAAUACAAAACCAGAUAUAAGACACAGCCAGCAGAAACUGCGAAGUCAAAUCAUUUGUUCAUCUUGUAACCUCGUGAUCUCAUUCUAGAAAACUGUAACAUCUUUUUAACUUGCGCCAGUAUAUGUUUACAUGUUAAAUCGAAUAUCACAUUGAUAUUUUUUAUUUUUUUGUUCACUGGAUUAGUUAUGCUCGAACUCAUCAUCAUUUCAUAUGUUGAUAACAUAUGUUUUUGGCUUAAAUUCUGAUGCAAGUCACUUGCCAUGUCAGUUAUGUUCCAAAUCCUGUAUUGGUUAUAAUUGACGUUCAACCAAAAGAACUAGGUCUGCCUACCAAGGCGUAUUGUGCUGUUGAAGAGGUUAAGGAGGUAAUUUUCGCUGCACUAAUGUAAUUUGUAGUUGUCACCAGAGUAUUAGCUAACAUGUGAACACUUGCUACAGAAUGCCACACAGAAAAGCCAGAAGGUGUUUGUUCAUGUUCCAUCUGAAAUUGCUGCUCAUGAAGUUGAAGAGAUUGGUAAAUGCCUCUUACCCACUAUAUGUUGUCUCCAAGGCUUUUGUCUAGGCAUGAAAGGCGGCCCAGAUGUCUAAGGUGUUCAGGGCGCCUAGGCAAGCCGCACCGGUCGUUAUGAAUACAAAUCUAUGGGACUAGCGGAUUGCAGAAAAAUCAUAUUUAAUUCACGUAUUUUCAAUAUCCGUAUAUUUUUAAAUAAAUCUUUCCACUGCUAGCUUGUUCACCUGGUUGCCUAAGUCUAAGGUGAUGAUGGACUAUGGUGUUUGUCAAAUCCACUCUUCAAAUACCCUUUAUGACACCUUUUCUUUUUUCUUUAUUCCUUUUUUAUGAUGGUUGUAAAGAAAUCAUUUUUUUUUCUGAUGUAGUCUUUUUUUAUCUUCUUUAUUUCCUGCUUUAUUUUUCUCCUUUGUAUGUAGGUGUGGAACAUUUGCUUAGAGAUGUGAAGGACACAACGAUCAGUACUCUUGCAACAGAGGUCGUUUCUCUAUUUCUAUUCCUUUUUUUUAAUGUUUUAUGCUCAUUUCAGAAACGUUAUUGGUGUCUCGAUGAAUCAUAGAAACUUACAGAUUGCUUGAUCUAGGUUACUGGAAAACUCGCAGCAUUGAAGGGUUUGGACGCCCGACUCCGUGACAUACGCGGUUAUUUGGAUCUAGUAAUUGAUGGGAAGCUUCCUCUGAAUCAUGAGAUUUUGUAUCAUUUACAGGUUAGACACCCCAUCUAUUUCUUUAUACUCUGGAAUUCUAUGGUGCUAAUUAUGCAUCCUCCGAAAGGGUGACCUUCUUCCGGUGUGAAUUUGGGAAAAAGAGGAAUACCCUGGAAAACGUGGCCAUAAUCAAACCUUGUGUUUUGUUUACUCACGUAGGACAGAGUUCGACAAGGGUGCAAAAACUAAAAUUGAAGAUCUACUCAAUUUUAUUGCACCCAUGCAGAACAGUCUCUGAGGUAUCACCUCUUUUGCCGAUGUGAACCCUGUUUUGGUAGUAGUGAGUGGCACAGUUUUAGUUAGUUGGAUGAGAAACGAAUCUGGAUUAGAAACCAAAGAAAUACCUCAAGAAUUCCACCCUUUAAGUUUGGGAUCCUGAUGUCUUAUUUGAACAAGAGAUGCAUUUUGUGUGGGCAUAAGAAAGAGGACGGGAGAAUUGUCGAGACAAGGUGCUCAUGAUGGGAAGCUCCUUCCCUUCUUCCCAAGAUGCCUGGACACAUAGGUCUCCUGUCAAAGUUCAACAGGACAACACAAGCAUACCUCCAUGCCGGUCAGUUUCUGUCAUAGGUCUUGCCUCAUCUUGACGGGGGACCUUGACGUAUCCUUCGCGGCUGAAGUGUUCUAGACCAGAGAAAAAUUAUGGUGCUGUGAGUUAUUUGGGCAAGCAUCAACGUUUCUUCUGGUGUGGAGGAUCAGAUAAGCCUACUCGUGCUCCCUGAGGAAAGAAGCCGGGACAGGUCUCAGUUAAACGUAAGUAUCCCGAAGGUGGAUGCUGUAGGGGACGCCUUUCCAGCAAUCCUCUUACCGUGGUGGCCAGUUCGUUUCAGAAUUUGGGUGUCUAGUCGGGUUGAGGUAGACGCACGAUUCUCUGCAGGCCGGGUUUUGCCAUCCAUGUCUGGUGUGAGAUGUUCUUGUUCAUAUAUCCAUUGCUCGCAUAAUUAUUCUGAACGCUCUCGUGUCCGGCGAUCUGCUCGCAGGACGUGUUUAACCUGCUCCCCAACCUGAACGUGAACGAGCUGAUAAAGGCUUUUGCAGGUGCGCGUCCGUUGCCUGAAGUUCUGUUCUUUUAACGGAGUCACUCCGUUGGAAGCGUUGCUGCUAAUCAAUUAAUUCCCCCCACGCACCUGCCUUGCAGUGAAAACGAACGACAUGAUGUUGGUGAUCUACCUCUCGUCCCUCAUCCGAAGCGUCAUCGCCCUUCACAACUUGAUAAACAACAAGGUAAAGGGGACUCGCUCGCUCCCUCCAUCCCUCCCUCCCCUUAGAAAGAAAGAAGAUCAUCGCCUUCAUCAGUGAAUGGUCUCCGAGAGCAACACAGCUCAUAGCCCCCUUUCUCUCUCCUAAUCCUUUGGUUGGGUUUUAGGCUUUCGUGUUGCAAACGAACUCGUCUCACAGUCUUCUUCUGCGGUUGCUUCUUCGUUUGAGAUCUAAUCGUGCUAUGUUAUUUACCUGCAGAUGCUAAACAAGGAGCACGAGAAUGCCGAGGAUGCGCAGCCGAUCGCCAUAGGAAGCUAG
Molecule: messenger RNA, 5462 nt
Organism: Spirodela intermedia
Lineage: Eukaryota; Viridiplantae; Streptophyta; Magnoliopsida; Alismatales; Araceae
Source: the annotation of a GenBank genome assembly